CGGGCGGUGGUUUUGUUUUGGUGUCCGGGUGAAAAGGUAUGGCUCCCGGUUUGAAAGUGCAGAUUCUUCCCGUUAUCUACAGUCAAAGUGAACUAACGGAGGGACGGUGUCCCGAUGACGGAUUAUAACGGAACUUCACGCUGUGAGUUCAGAGCAAAGCGUUAAUUAUGGAGGCUGGGCUGCUGAUUGGCUGGCAGCAGCAGAAGGCGGAGCUGGAGCAGGAGGUGUGUCGUCUGCAGGAGGAGCUGGCGGAGAGUCGAGCAGAGAGACAAGAGCUGGAGUCCAGAAGCAGAGCGCUGGCUGACAGGCUCUGCCAGAGUCUGAGUUCUUCGCUGGGCGUCUCCCUGCAUGAGGAGGAGCAGAGGAGGUGGAAAGUGAAGCUGAGGGAAGGCAGGGAGAGGGAGGCCCGGCAGGCGCUGCUGAUCCACCGUCUGCAGAACAAGGUGAUCGAGUACAGAGAACGGUGCCAGCAUCUGGACCUGCAGGUGCAGGAGGAACACUCCAGGGUGCUGAGCUCGGAGCGGAGGACCAGGGAUGAACACGGUGACUCUCUGGAAAGCGCCCUCAUCAGGCUGGAGGAGGAACAGCAGAGGUCCGUCAGUCUGGCCGACACCAACGCGCUCCUUCGGCACCAGCUGAGCCAAUCAGAGCAGACCAACCAGGCGCUCAGAGAGGACCUCCAGAAGCUGACCGCUGAUUGGACGAGAGCUGUGGAGGAGUCGGAGCAGAAAGAGGCCGAUUGGCAGGGAGAGAAGGAGGGCCUGCGGGCCCAGCUGGGUCAGCACCAGGCCCGGUUCCUGUCGCUCUGGAUGUCCGUGCUCGAUCUGCGGCGGCACUGCCACACCAUGAAGACGGCUGCCGACAGGGAUCUGUGGCAGCUCAGAGCGGAGCUUUCCAGACUCUCCUCCUCGCUCCUCCUCAGCUGUGACUCCGUCUGCUCCUCGCUGAGGCUCAGCGCUCCUCUGACCUCUGACCUUCCUCCUCCCCCACCUUCUCCUCCUCUGUCCUCCACCCUCAUGCUCUCAGCCUCGCCACCUCGCCUCCUCUCUUCCUCCUCCCUGGGAACCUUCACCUUGGUAGAAGAGGAGGUGCAGGAGGAGGAGAAGACGGAGGAGCUGAAGCUCCUUCAUGAAGCUGAGGUGUUGCAGCUGCAGCAAAGGAUCGAGGAGCUCAGCCGCUCCCUGCAGGACGCAGACGGGGAGAAGGAGGAGUCGCAGCAGGAGGUGGAAAGGCUGAGGGAGUCAGAGAGGAGGCUGCGGUCGGUGGGCCAGGCGGUGAUCAGACUGUCCAGAGUGGUGAGGCGGACCAGCAGCCGGACGGCGGGCGACUCCUCAGACGGCGUCUCCUCAGACGGCGUCUCCUCAGACGGCGUCUCCACGGCAGGCGUCUCCUCAGACGGCGUCCUCGCUCUGGACCUGUCCUCCCUGCUGGGGGCGCUGUCUCAGGCAGAGAGCGCCCUGCAGCUGAAGCACGAGGAGCUGCAGGGGGCGGAGCUUAGUCUGCGGCGCCUCGGCGAGGAGCAGACGGCCCUGCGGCGCCGGCUGAGCCUCCUGGAGGCCGAGAACCAGCAGCUGGACCUGAAGACUCAGAACACGCAGCAGGAGCUGAAGCACGCCACGGACGCGCUGAGCAGGGAGAAGGAGGCGUCGGCCUCCCUGCGUCUGCAGCUGGAGGAGGUGCAGAGGGAGAACGGCAGGCUGAGGAGAGACAGAGACGGACUGGAGGAAAGAAGCCGACAGCUGGAGGCAGAAACACACAGACGGGAGGAGGCGGAGCUCCUGGAGAACCUCCAGCUGUCAGAGAGAGAAGCUCAGCAGCGCUUGGAGAUCCACGCCCUGCAGGAGGCGCUGGAGAGGGAGCAGCUGCACCGGCAGAGAGCAGAGGAGGAAGGAGCCGACGUCAGAGGAGCUCUGCAGAAGAGCCAGGAGAACGUUCUGCAGCUCUCCUCCUCACAGACGAUGUUGAGGAGGGAGGUAGAGGAGGCGCGGGGCGCCCUGGAGAAACUGUCGGCCCUGAACUCGUCUCUGGCUUCAGACAAACGAGAUCUGAACCAACAGCUGCUGCAGGUGGAGGCCGCGCUGUCAGACAGCCAAUCACAGCUGCAGACGGCGAGGUCAGAGGUCAGCGUCCUGCAGAGAGACGUCAACGGUCUGAGGACAGAGUGCAGCCUCCUCAGAGCUCAGUCGGAGACGGACGCUGACGUCAUUCAUCGGCUGAAGGAGCAACAAGCAGAUCUGGAGAGAAAUCUGCUGGAGGAGGAGGAACAGCUGGUCUCCCUGCAGGAGGAGAGACAGACGGCAGCUCAGCAGCUGGAGGAGGUGUCCUCCCAGCAUGCCCUGGUACGCGAGGAGCUAAAGGAGGCGCAGCAGCAGCUGCGAAAGGUGGAGGAGGAACUAAAGCAGAAGGAGAGACGGGAGGAGGAGCUGCAGAGGGAGAGCAGGCGGCUGCAGGAGGAACAGGAAGGUCUGAGGAGACACAGGGAGCAGCUGGAAGAGGAGUUACAGGAGCUCAGGUGUGAGUCGGUGAACCUCCUCCUGCAGCUCCGCCAGCAGCAGCAGCAGCUCUCCCAGGCGGAGGUGGACAGAUGUCAGCAGGCCACGCACAUCUGCACGCUGCAGCAGGCCAAGGCCACCUUACAGGGAGAGAUCGAGUGUCUGAGAGGAGAGCUUCAGCGAGAGACGGCCAGGAGGGACGACGAGAAGGAGAGGAGGGACCGGAUGAUGGAGGGAAAGGAGGUGUUGAAGGUGGAAAUGGAGAGACUGACGGAGGAGGUGGAGGAGCUGCGGACCAGGAGGUCAGAAGACCACGCGGAGCGGAAGGAGGAGAGGGAGUCGUGGCAGAAAGAAAGAGAAGCUCUGAACAAAGAGCUCAGGCUGAGAGAUGGAGAGCUGGAGGCUCUGAGGAGGCGCACAGAGGGACUGAUGGAGGAGGUGGAGGAGAGGCAGAGGGAGGUGGAGAGACUGAGGGAGGAGGCGGCAGAGGCAGAGACUAAGAUCAGCCUCAUGAUGAACAGGAUGCUGCGAGCAGAGGAGGAGAAGGAGAAACUGGAGGAGCAAAUAAAAAGGACAGAGGCCAUGUUGGCAGAGGAGGAGGUGAAGAGGAGAGAAGAGGAGGCCCAGAGGGACCUGGAGACGGAGGCGCUCUGUGAGCGGAUAGAGAAGCUGGAGACAGAAAAGAAAGAGAUGGAGGAGGAGACGUAUCAACGGAGGAGGGAGGAGGAGAGAUGGAGAACUAGAGCCGUGGAGGAGGAGGAGCAAACGAAGAGACUCAGAGCAGAGAUCUCCCUGUUACAGGAGGAGAGGGAGGAGGAGAGGAGGCAGCGGGAGAAACAGCAGGAUGAGAAGGAGGAGCUGGAGGAGACGCUGCAGGAGAGACUGGGGGAGAUGGAGCUGCUGAGGGUGAGGCUGAAUGUGGCUCAGGAGGAGUAUGAGGAGAUGAAGGAGGAGGUGGAGAGGAGGGAGCGCAGCCUGGAGCGACAGAUAAGUGCCGUGAGGGAGAGAGAGGAGGAGGUGGACGAGCUGAAGGAGAGCCUCAGGCUGGCAGAGGAGCGCGAGGAGGAAGGAGAGAGGAAACGCCAAGCGGUCAACCUCAGACUGAAGCAGACGGAGGCGCAGGAGGAGCAGCUCGAAGCGUUGCUCACAGAAACCCGGGCGCUCCUCGAGAAGGAGGUACGGGAAGGAGAAGAAAAGGACUACAUUAUCUCCUCACAGGGCAAGGAGCUGCAGGAGGUUCAGGCUGAGAGGGAGGGAGCAAAUAAGAGAGUCAGAGAGAGGGAGGAGGCCUGUGAGAGGCUGGAGGAGGAGCUGAGGAGGUGGCAGCAGAAGGUAGAGCAUAAUGAGAAGGAGCUGACCAAGCUCCAAAAGAGCGUUAGGGAGCAGCAGGAGGAGGUGCAGCAGCUGACUGCCGCACUGGAGGAGAAAGAGGAGGAGUUAGAGGAGUGGAAGGAAAAGGUAGAGGCAGGUGUUAAGGAGGAGAAAAAGCUCAACAAGAUCAUUAAGGAGCAACGACAGGAGGUGCAUAAGCUUGGGUCCGCCCUGGAAGAUAAGGAGGAGGAGGUGAGGGAGUGGCAGGAGAAGGCUGAUCUGAGGGGGAAGGAGGAGAGAAAACUCCAGCAAAUGAUGAAAGAAAGAGCGGAGGAGGUGAAGAUGCUGAGGGUCGCACUGGAAGAGAGGGAGGAGGAGGUGAGAGAGGGAGAGAGGAGGAGAAGGAUGGAGGAGGAGAGGAGGAGAAAGAGUGAAGAGAAAGGGAGGGAGGUGGAGGAGGAACAGGAGAGAGCGUGGGAAGCGCUGAGCACGUUGAGGGAGGAGAGGAGGAGGUUAGAGGAGAGACUGGAAGCAAACGUGAAGGAGGGGAAGGAGCAAGGUGAGGAGCUGAGGAGGACCCUGGAGGAGAAGGAAAGGCUGGAGAGCAAACUAAAGGAGACGCAUGAGAGGCUCGUGGAAGAAAGGGAGGAGCUGAAGGGAGCAAGACAGGAAAAUAGGAGGCUGGAGGAGCAGAGGGAUGUACUGAAGAUGAAAGAGGAGCAACUGAGGAGACUGGAGGAUGAACUGAGGGAGGUGAAAGAGGAGCGAAAGAUGCAACAGGAAACGGAGAAAGAGCUUCACCUCCUGGAGGAGGAAAGGAGGUCCAGACUGAGAGAGGUAGAGGAGGAGAAUGCUGGGCUGCAGAUGGAGCUGAGGAGGAAGGAGGGGGAGGUGACGGCUCUCAGAGAGGAGGUGCAGAGGGAGAGAGAGGAGCUAUCUGAGCUCAGAGAGGAGGUGCAAAGAAUGCAAAAAGAGAAGGAGGCCCAUGAAGUGGUGCAGGAGGAAUCUAGAAGAAAGGAGGAGGAGUGGAGGUUAAAGGAGCUCAUGAGCAAUACCAGGAUGGAGGAGGUACAGCAGGAGCUGAUGAGUAGCAGACAGGAGGUUUCUGCACUCAAAGAGGAGAUGUGCAAGGAGCAAAGAAAUCAUGAGGAGGAGGUGACGGCUCUCAGAAAAGAGGCGCUAAGAGAGAAGGAGGUGCUGCAGGAGGAACUUAAGAAAAGGGAGGAGGCGCUGCUAAUCAGCAACAAAGAUGAGUCACAAAAGAUGGAGGAGACGCACCAAGAACUGAUGAGGAGCAAAAGGGAGGUGUCUGUUCUCAGAGAGGAGGUGCAGAGGGAGAGGAGUCAGAUGGAGGAGGUCCAGCUCGUGCUUUCUGAACUAAGAAAGGAGGUGGUUAAAGAACGAGUGGAGAAGGAGGAAAAACAGGAGACGUUUGAAAAGGAGAUGAAGUCUCUCAGAGAGGAGGCGCAAAGAGAGAAGGAGGAGGCCCAGGAAAAGCUGCAGGAGGAGGUCCGAAAAAUGGAGGAGGAGAGGAGGUCCAAGGAAUUAAUGAGCAGCGAAGUACAGGAGGGGUGGAGAAAGGUGGAGGAGGUACAGCAGGAGUUGGCGAGGAGUAAAAGGGAGGUGUCUGCACUGAAAGAGGAGCUUGAGAGGGAGCAACAGGAGAGGGAGAAGAUAUGUGAGGAGGUCAGGAGGAGCAACGAGUUAACAGUCAUCGCCGAGGAGGUGAGAAGGGAGAAGGAGCAGAUUAAGGAGAAGUUAACACGGACAGAGAUGGAGGUGGUGGCUCUGAAGGAGGAGUUGCAGGAGGCCCGUAGGAGGAGUGAAAUGGAGGCGUCACAACUCAGAGAGACGCUUCUGAAGGAGCAGCAGGAGUUACUAGAGGAGCUGAAGGAAAGGAGAGAAGAUGUCACGACCCUUAAUGAGGCGAUGAAGAAGGAGCGCCAGAGGAGAGAGGAGGUGCAAGAGGAAAUGAGAGGCGUUCAGCAGACCAUGGAGGCGAUGGAGGAGAGCCUGGCCUCCCUGCGGAGUCAGGUGUUGGAUCUGAGUCGCAGCCGGGAUCGAGCUCAGCAGGAGGUGAAGGAGAAGGAGGAGGAGAGCCGGCAGAUCAGGGACGGUCUCAGGGUGGCCCUGGAGGAGAUGACCAAGCUGAAGGUUCUCCUGCAGGAGAGCCACAGCGAGGGGGAGCGCCUGAGGAGGACGCUGCUGCAGAAGAAGGAGGAGAUGGAGACAAUCAGGGAGGAAAAGCAAGGAGAGGUGGAGGAGCUGAGAGCCAGAGUUCAGGACCUGGAGAGGAGAAGGAAGGAGACGGUCGAAGAGCUGGAGAAAGCUGAGGAGAGGAGGAGGGAGAUCGAGGAGGGGUGGAGGAGGAGAGUGGAGGAGAUGGAACAAGAGCAGGAGGGCAAGCUGAACGCUCUCAAUACAGAACUCCAGACACUUAGGAGGAGACAGGAGGAGUCAGACAAAGAGUGGAGGUCCAGGAUGGAGGAGAAGGAGAUGGAGGUGGAGAAAGCAAGAAGGGAGACGCGAGAGAACCAAAGAGCAGAGAUGGAGGAGGAAACCCAGACCUCCACACAGAUGGAGGAGUCAGGUGGACGGAGAGAUCAGAAAGGAGGAGCAGAGGAGGAGGAAGAGGAGGAGGAGGUUCCCUCUGCGCCGCCGCAGGAGAAGGAGCAGCUCAGGAAGGAGCUGCAGCAGAAGGAGGCCGAGGUCUACACACUGACCCAGAGGAACCAGGAGCUGGAGGCGGACAGGGACCGGGUCCGAUUGGCUCUGGAGCGGACAGAGGCGGCGAUGAUUGGCUACAGGGAGAGAGCCCACCAGCAGCAGCAGCAGAGCUCCGGGUCUAAAUCAGAGAAGGGAGCGGGGGACAGAAUGCUGGUCCUGCAGCGUCUGGUGGCGGAGCUGGAGCUGAACCAGAAACGCGUCAACAAGAAGAAUUCCCACCUGCAGAGCCAGAAGGACCGACUGAAGAGAGACAGAGAGGCCCUGAAAGACACGCUGAGACAGGUGGAGCAGGAACGAUCGAGGCUCCGUCAGCAGCUCGCACUCAGCUCAGGGUCCCCGAGGCGACGCACACAGGCGUCCAGCAGCACCUCUGAGGUGGACAGGUUACGGCGGACAGUAACUGAGCUGGAGGACCAGGUGAGUCGGCUCCGUCUCUCAUUGGCUGUGGAGCAGGAGCAGAAGGCGGAGUUUAUCGAUCAGUCGUCCAGAAACAGCCAAUGGCUGCUAUCGCUGAGACACGACCUCAACGAUUCGCUGGCUGCCGUUUCACACCAGCCAAUCCCGGCUGUCCUGGAGUCUGAAACUCAGCGAUUGGACCGCAGCCUCAAGGAGGAGGAGCUUAGGAUGUCUCUGAGCCAAUCAUAGAGGAGCGAAGCUUUAAAUCUGUUUAGAGGCUGUGUCUCUGUUACCAGCUCUCUGAUUGGACAGAUUCUGUCUACAGACUUAUUUAUUUACCUUCGACCAAUCAGACGAGACCAAAAUGUUGCAUUUAAUAAACAGGUAAACAACAGUGAUGGAUAUUCCUGCUUUACCUCCUUCAAGCACCCAUCAGGUCUGAUGAUGAUCCUGAUGGACCUCCUGCUCCUCUGCAGACGUGGCGGUUCUGAUUCCAGAACUUUUCUGGAUCACAGAUUAACUUCUAAAGGUUCUGGAAGCAGAAGAACGGACCGGACCAGGUCUGCAACACAGAGUCCAGUUACUGCAGAGCUGUGGUUGUGUUCUGAUCCCUGCUGAUCAGUUUAAUAUCAGAUGGACUGCAUGUUCCAGAGUUCCUUUGUUUGGUUUUAGGUUUUAUUUAUUGUUUCUUAACGCCUCAAUAAACCAAAGUCUUUGUUACCAAG
This is a messenger RNA of Fundulus heteroclitus (mummichog), 7651 nucleotides long. Its product is annotated as trichohyalin. The transcript has 28 exons. The coding region runs from base 168 to 7175 and encodes 2335 amino acids. The record is from RefSeq and is a predicted model, not a curated record. Lineage: Eukaryota; Metazoa; Chordata; Actinopteri; Cyprinodontiformes; Fundulidae.